Messenger RNA from Colletotrichum truncatum, 597 nucleotides. Its product is annotated as amfr protein. The record is from RefSeq and is a predicted model, not a curated record. Gene Ontology annotation, molecular function: ubiquitin binding. NCBI's taxonomy places the organism in Eukaryota, Fungi, Ascomycota, Sordariomycetes, Glomerellales, Glomerellaceae.
AUGGCAAACGAACAGAUCUCGCUGCCGUAUCUGGUGGUGAUACUUCUUCUCACAGCAUUCGUCAUUCGGUUUCUCUUCUUCUCGCCAUCGCCACCGCCGUCUGCGUCAGCGUCACGACAAAACGCGCAAUCAAUACUGCGAACUCGUGAGGCGGCGGUCGAAAGAAUACAGCAAAUGUUUCCGCAGGUGGACAGGCGAACCAUUCUUUGGGACUUACAGAGAAACGGAGGCAACAUUCAGGCUACGUCUGAGAGGAUUCUGGCUGGCCGGAUGGAGACGCCCCCUAUUACCUUCCAACCCCCUCCCCCGCCAGGUACCAAUCCAGCAACAGCCAGCGCCGCAACGGCGGCAGCGUCAAAGGCUGCUGAGAAGCCUUCGCAACCGGAUUUGAUUACGAGGUACAAGCUCCAAGACAAGAUUGCGAAACAGCAGGCGGCGGCCGCGGCGGCUGAGGCGGAGAAGGAAAAGAGCAGUAAGGGCUGGAGUUCAAAUCGGGACGAAAGGCAGGCGCUGCUGCAGAAACGGAGGGAUGAAAUGAUUCUCGCGGCACGGCGCAAGAUGGAGGCCAAGAUUGCGGCGGAGAAGGCAACGAGCUGA